Hyphopichia burtonii NRRL Y-1933 is the source of this 2724-nucleotide messenger RNA. It is a transcript of the gene EPL1, whose product is annotated as Epl1p. Gene Ontology annotation, biological process: regulation of transcription by RNA polymerase II. The record is from RefSeq and is a predicted model, not a curated record. Gene Ontology annotation, cellular component: piccolo histone acetyltransferase complex. Lineage: Eukaryota; Fungi; Ascomycota; Pichiomycetes; Serinales; Debaryomycetaceae. The transcript has a single exon. Bases 96 to 2450 code for a protein of 784 amino acids.
UAUCUUAUGAAGAAAUCCUGCAUCACAUUCUUGAAGAAUUUAAUAGUUCAACUUCAAGUAGUCCAUACGUUCAAUUGGGUAAUAGUUAUAAAUAUAUGACUACAUCCACUGUUAAAGAGAAACUUCUGAAAGAAUUAAAACAUGAACCAUUUGUAACAUUAUUUGAUAAGAACCCAGAAGAACAAUCUUUAACAACCACUACUAGGCCAAUUCCAAAAUUGUUAGAGCUUUUCGGACGCCCAGUUUAUGAAUUUUGGAAAAAUCGUAAAAUUGAACGUAAGGGCAAACAAAUUCAUCCAUCUUUAAAAUUUGAAGAUCCUAACGCUAGUGAAAAAGAUAAUGAUAACGAUCCUUAUAUUUGUUUCCGUCGUCGUGAAUUCCGUCAAGCUCGUAAAACUAGAAGAGCUGAUACUUUAGGUGCUGAAAGAAUAAGGUUACUACAAAAAUCAUUACAUCUUGCUCGUAAUUUGAUUUUUUCAGUUUGUCAACGUGAAAUAAUUAAACUUCAAACUUGGGAAAGUGAACACCAAAUUUUUAAAUUACGUAGUGAAGCUAAAAACUUGAAACGUGUUGUCGGCGUUAAAGGUGAUGAUUACUUAUUCUAUCCUCACAAAAGACGGAAGGUGACUAAAGUUAAAGAACAAGAUGAUGAUAAAGAAGUCUUACCUAUUAAGGCAAGAGGCCAGAAAAGAAAUAAGGAUGUACUUGAUUCAAUGGGUAAGGAUAAAUAUGCUUCUGCCACCGCCGCACAUCAACAGCAUUUACAACAUCAAGCUCAAUUACAACUGCAACAACAAGCUCAACAAGAACAAGCAUCCUCUUCAUCAACUCAACCUUAUGUCAAAUUGCCUCCUUCCAAGAUUCCAGAUAUGGAUUUGGUUACUGUCUCUUUGGUUUUGAAAGAGAAGAACGAAACUAUUAAAAGGGCAGUUUUGGAUAAAUUACAAAAAAGAAGAGAACAAGACAAAGGCUUCAUCAAUGUUACUGAUGAUCCUUACCAGCCCUUUUUCAAUAUAUCAACAAAUGAUAAGGAUAAAAAUAAAGAAUUGAGUCAUAUCCCUUAUUCUUCAAUCGCUGCUAGUAGUUAUCAUCAAAUAAAUACUACCAAUUAUAUGAACGAAGGAUUAAAGAAAUUGUUGGAAAAUGGUAAAGUUCCUCUCCCUGGUAUAAAGACUUUUAGAGGUACUAAUGGUGAACUUAUUCCUUCAAAAAAUUUCCCACAUUUACUGACAUUAUUGCAAAAUCAUAUAAAUAACAAUAAGAAUAAUUCAGUAAGUUAUGUUGCUCAGCUUCUUCAUAAUAUUGAUACCAAUAACUUCAGUGCAUACAGUCAUGGUUACGGACGCCAAUAUCAACAAAUUCGUGAAAAACUUGAACAACAACGUCAUCAAAUCCUGCACUAUAAUCAACAAUAUCCUUCGCUUGAUGAAGAUGAAGACCAAGAACGUGUUUCGGAUCCAAUUUUCAGAUUGCGUAAGAGAGUUGGCAGAGCUAAUAGGACAUUUGUUGAUAGAAGGGGUCUUAUUGAAAGACCAAAUGAUGUUAUUGAUGAAUUUCUUAAAUUUGAUGAUGAUGAAGAUGAUUCUAUGGAUGUCGAUACUGUUACAGAUAAGAAUAAAUCCGUUCCGAAUGUUUAUGACUGUAAGUCUGAUUUAAUUAAUAGAUUGGAUUCACAUUGGCAAUUUGAUAAUGAUUAUACUGAAUAUCAAAACGGCCUCAAAGAACCGUUUAGUUUAGAUCCUUCAAAGUUAAACUGCAUCAGUGAUGAUACUCAAUCAAUCAGAUUUGGGUCCAUGUUGUUGUCGAAGUCUUACGAUUUGUUGAGAGAAUCUGCCCAUCAAAGGCAGUUAUUAAUUCAACAAGCCAGAAUGAGAGCAUUGCAACAACAACAACAGCAUAAUAAUAGAAAUAUACAAGCAGCUUCUCAGCAACAACGUGUGUUAAACCAAGGACAAAAUCAACAAGCUAGGGCUUCAUCAGGCGACUCUUCGUCAUCUAAUUCAUCGGCUUCACUCUUGAAGAAACUGUCAUUGGUAAAAAGUGAAAAUAAUUCUGCUUCAUCUGAUGGGAGUAUUAAAUAUAACAGCUCAAACGGUUUAGGAAAUGAAUCAAGGAAGCUGUUUACUGCUGGUCAGCAAGCUAACCAUAAUACUGUCUCGCAAGAUUCCCAAGCCUUCGAACAACCAUCUACGAAGCUGAUCUCUAAAAAAUCUGACAAUUCUCCAAAGAGGCCAUCUGCAAGCUCGCCUACAAAACAAAUGCAUAACGGACAUGUUCCAAAAUCCGCUUCUAAUUAUCUGAUUGGUAAUAAUAGCAAUCUAAGCAAUGGUACUGCCAAUCCUAAAACCCAACCUGACUCAAUUUUAAAUUCAACGGGCCAAUCUUCUAGCCCAUACCCUCCUACCAAAAUCAAUUCCAAUGCCAUUGCAAAGACUAACGAAUCUCAAUAAGCUGGUGUGUACAAACCACACUAUUAAUUCAUUUAAUGACUUAGAAUUAUGUUUUUAAUUUUCUCUUCUUUUUUUGCCUUUCUCAUAAAUGUAUUAUAGUAUAUAUAUCUCAAUAAUUACGCUUGCAAAUAUUAAAAUGAAAACAGUUCUGUAAUAAUAGUGACUCUAGAUACUGCCAUGUUGGUUAGAUAAACCCCAUAAGGUCAUUGAUCAACUGGAAAAAAGUGUUGACCACGGAUCACAAAGUAUUGAUGAAGCUAGUAAAGACGUCAAU